GGUGAAAAGCCAUUUUCAUGUGUGAAUUGUGGAAAAUGUUUUCGUCAAAAACAACAUUUAACUAAGCAUAUGAUGAUUCACACGGGUGAAAAGCCGUUUUCAUGUGUGACCUGUGGAAAAAGUUUUUGUUAUAAACUGGCUUUAACUCAGCAUAUGAUGAUUCACACUGGUGAAAAGCCGUUUUCAUGUGUGACCUGUGGAAAGAGAUUUAGUCGAAAAGAUGAGUUAACUAAGCAUAUGAUGAUUCACACUGGUGAAAAGCCGUUUUCAUGUGUGAAUUGUGGAAAAUGUUUUUGUCAAAAACAAAGUUUAAUUCAGCACAUGAUGAUUCACACUGGUGAAAAGCCGUUUUCAUGUGUGACCUGUUUAAAAAGUUUUAGUAACAAAUCUGUUUUUGAUGCUCAUAUGAGAACUCAUACGGGUGAAAAGCCGUUUUCAUGUGUGAACUGUGGGAAAUGUUUUAAUCGAAAACAGAGUUUAACUGAGCACAUGAUGAUUCAUACUGGUGAAAAGCCGUUUUCAUGUGUGAACUGUGGGAAAAGUUUUAAUCGAAAACAGAGUUUAACUGAGCACAUGAUGAUUCAUACUGGUGAAAAGCCGUUUUCAUGUGUGACCUGUGGGAAAAGUUUUAAUCGAAAACAGAGUUUAACUCGGCACAUGAUGAUUCACACUGGUGAAAAGCCAUUUUCAUGUGUGACCUGUGAAAAGAGUUUUCUUCAAAAACCGCAUUUCACUAAGCACAUGAUGAUUCAUACUGGUGAAAAGUCAUUUUCAUGCGUGAACUGUGGAAAAAGUUUCAGUGGAAAAUAUAAUUUAACUGAGCACAUGAGGAUU
Messenger RNA from Xiphophorus hellerii (green swordtail), 834 nucleotides. Its product is annotated as gastrula zinc finger protein XlCGF8.2DB-like. Gene Ontology annotation, molecular function: DNA-binding transcription factor activity, RNA polymerase II-specific; RNA polymerase II cis-regulatory region sequence-specific DNA binding. NCBI's taxonomy places the organism in Eukaryota, Metazoa, Chordata, Actinopteri, Cyprinodontiformes, Poeciliidae. The annotation marks the transcript as partial. The transcript is spliced from 2 exons. Gene Ontology annotation, biological process: regulation of transcription by RNA polymerase II. The record is from RefSeq and is a predicted model, not a curated record.